GGCUGAGUGGCCCAUCUUGUUAUGUACUAUCCACAGAAUUCUGUGGUACUAUCUUUAUUUCAACAAUUUUAAAAUUGGACCGCAUCGCCGUAUACCGGAAGCAUUCGUAGCAUGGCAAAGUUACCUCUCUUGCUUUCGCUUGUUGGCCUAGGCCUACCCACCCGUGAAUUCUGAAUAGUGCAGUGCACUCAGCUCAGCAUCUUACGUAGAAUCUAGAUCUAGGCCAAGCAGAAGGCUUGUUGUGUGUCAGAAAGACAGUAACAUUAACAAUACCAUUUGAUUGAAUGGGAUGGAAGUAAAAGAACAGUAAAGGAACUUGGAAAUAAUACAGGUAAACUUGGAAGAUCAGAAUGCCUCUUGUAGUGAUGUGUGGCUUUCCUGCUAGUGGCAAAACCACCCGUUGCCAACAGCUGUGCAGCCAUCUGUCUUCUCAGUUUCCUUCAAAACAAGUUCAUGUCGUCAAUGAAAAUGCAGAAGGCUCAAGCCGCAACGAAUUGUACGCCAACUCUCAUAAAGAACGUGAAGUGCGAGGAGACCUAAAGUCUUCCGUUCAGAGGCUUCUUAGUAAGGAUGAUGUUGUGAUUCUGGACUCUAUGAAUUACAUCAAAGGUUUCAGAUAUGAACUGUUCUGUGUAACUAAGUCUUGUCGGACUCCACACUGUGUGAUAUAUUGUGUGACAGAUGCAGAGACGUCCAAAUCAUGGAAUCUUAUGCGUGCUGAAAGCGAACAAUUUGACCCUCUUUUGAUGGAUGAGCUUAUCAUGAGAUUCGAAUGCCCUUCUCCAAACAAUCGCUGGGAUAAACCACUGUUUUCAGUCGUGAAAGAUGAAGAAUUAGACUUUGCUACUGUAUGUGAUGCUUUAUUUGAACAGAAAGCCCCAGCACCUAACCAGUCUACACAAUCGCAGCCUUUGUCGUCCACUAAUUUUCUGUAUGAGCUCGAUAAGAGGACACAAGACAUUGUUACUGAAAUUGUUAGUGCCCAAAAGACAGCAGUUCCUGGUGACGUGAUCAAAGUAGCGGACAGCAAAGAGAGCAUCACUGUGACUAGAACUGUGGGUUUAUCAGAACUUCAGCGCCAUAGGCGGCAGUUCAUUACCUAUACAAAGAUGCACCCAGUGGAUGACAUUCAGAAACUUUCAAGCAUGUUUAUGCAGUACCUACAGAAGAGUUUAGAUAAUUAAUAUGUUCUGUCUUGUCUUGAAUUUUUUUUUUGACCUGAUUAAAUUCAAAGAUCUCAGACAAA
This is a messenger RNA of Aplysia californica (California sea hare), 1246 nucleotides long. RefSeq names its product protein KTI12 homolog. Lineage: Eukaryota; Metazoa; Mollusca; Gastropoda; Aplysiida; Aplysiidae. The transcript is spliced from 2 exons. The coding region runs from base 351 to 1184 and encodes 277 amino acids. The record is from RefSeq and is a predicted model, not a curated record.